GAGAUUUGCAAAGGUUGUACUUUCCUUCUGGUCGGAGCCUCUCAUCCACACUGUGGUUGCUUUCAGCUAUGUAACAUUUUUCGAUCCCAUGAAAUGGAAAUUGACCAGUGCUUGCUGGAGUCCCUCCCCCUGGGCCAAAGGCAGCGGCUGGUAAAACGCAUGCGCUGUGAACAAGUCAAAGCCUACUAUGAAAGAGAGAAGGCUUUUCAGAAGCAGGAGGGGCUCCUGAAAAAGCUGAAGCGUGGGAAGAAUCAAAAAGUUCAUUUUAACCUUGCUGACAUGAUACAGGAUGCAAUUAUCCACCAUGAUGACAAAGAAGCGCUGCGGCUCCUGAAGGAGGGCGCUGACCCGCACAUGCCCAUGUCUUCAGGAGGGACCCUGCUCCAUCUGUGUGCCCGGUAUGAUAAUGUCUUCAUUGCAGAGAUCCUGAUUGACAGAGGGGCCAAUGUCAACCACCAGGACGAAGAUUUUUGGACACCAAUGCACAUUGCCUGUGCAUGUGAUAACCCUGAUGUUGUCCUACUGCUUGUAUUAGCUGGAGCUAAUGCCCUUCUCCAGGACGUCAAUGGAAAUAUCCCACUCGACUAUGCCACGGAAGGGACAGAAUCGAGCUCCAUCCUAUUGACCUACCUGGAUGAAAAUGGAGUGGAUCUGACAUCACUGCGGCAGAUGAAGCUUCAGAGACCAAUGAGCAUGCUAACAGACGUCAAACACUUCUUGUCAUGUGGAGGAAAUGUUAAUGAGAAAAAUAAUGAUGGCGUAACACUGUUGCAUAUGGCAUGUGCAAGUGGCUACAAGGAAGUGGUAUGUCUUCUCCUGGAACAUGGCGGGGAUCUCAAUGUAGCAGAUAAUCAGUACUGGACCCCACUCCACUUGGCAGCAAAGUACGGCCAGGCAAACCUGGUGAAACUUCUUUUGAUGCAUCAGGCAAAUCCACACCUAUUGAACUGCAACGAGGAGAAGGCUUCAGAUGUUGCCGCAUCUGAGUUUAUUGAGGAAAUGCUGCUGAAAGCCGAGUCUGCCUGGGAAGGAAGAAUGCAAGAGCCUUCCUGUGUUCAGACCUUGGCCCAAGAGGAGCCCUAUGAAGAGAUCAUCCCUGACCUUCCAGCCCUUCCCAGCAAGCUCAGCCCCCUGGCAUUGCCAAUUGCCAAGCAAGACAGUAUGCUGGAAAAAGACAUUAUGUUCAAAGAUGCAACAAAAGGUCUGUGCAACGGACAAUCUCAGGACAGUACUCCCGAAAAUACCACCGUGAACGGCCCCACCAAACCUGAUCAGGUCGAGCUGAUGCCUCCCGCUCCAAACGAUGACCUGGCAACGCUCAGCCAGCUUACGGACAGCAGCCUGCUUUACGAAAUUCAGAAGCGCUUUGGGAACAAUCAGAUCUAUACUUUCAUUGGGGACAUCCUCCUGCUUGUUAAUCCAUUCAAGGAGAUUCCAAUUUAUUCCACCAUGGUCUCCCAGCUGUACCUGGGCAGUGCGGGGCAGCCCUGCCCCUCUCUGCCACCUCACAUUUUCUCCUGUGCGGAGAGAGCCUUCCACCAGCUUUUCCAGGAGCAGAGACCUCAGUGCUUCAUUCUCAGCAGUGAGAGAGGAUCUGGGAAGGCUGAAACCAGCAAACAAAUAAUGAGACACCUCGCCUGUAGGUCUGGUUCCAGCAGGCCUAUAUUCGAUUCCAAAUUUAAACAUGUCAUGAGCAUCUUAGAAGCCUUUGGACAUGCCAAGACCACUCUUAAUGACCUGUCCAGCUGCUUCAUAAAGUAUUUUGAACUACAGUUCUGUGAGAGGAAAAAACACUUAACUGGAGCCAGAAUUUAUACAUAUAUGCUAGAGAAAUCCAGACUUGUUUCACAACCUCUUGGCCAGAGCAAUUUUCUCAUCUUUUCCUUGUUGAUGGAUGGGUUAUCUGCUGAAGAGAAGUAUGGACUCCACCUGAACAAUUUAUGUGCCCAUCGGUAUUUGAGCAAGACCCUUCGACAACAAGUAUCAACAGCAGAGCAUUCUCUGAACAGGGAGAAAUUCGCUGUUUGGAAACAAGCCCUGAAUGUAAUUGGCUUCAGUAACUUGGAGGUGGAGAACGUGUGUCUGAUUCUAGCGGCCACAUUACACCUUGGAGACAUUCGGUUCACUGCUCUGACCGAGGCCGACUCCGCCUUUGUGUCUGACCUCCAGCUUCUGGAACAAGUGGCUGGAAUGUUGCAAGUAUCAACGGAUGAACUGGCAUCUGCUUUAACAACUGAUAUCCAAUAUUUUAAGGGAGAGAUGAUCACACGGCGACACACCGUAGAGAUGGCUGAAUUUUACCGGGACCUCCUGGCCAAGUCCCUGUACAGUCGUCUGUUCAGCUUUUUGGUGAAUACGGUGAAUUGUUACCUUCACAGUCAAGAGGAGCCCAGCAGCUCGCAGACAUGGGAUAUCGGAAUAUUGGACAUCUUUGGUUUUGAAGAAUUUCAGAAGAAUGAAUUUGAACAACUCUGUGUCAACAUGACCAAUGAGAAGAUGCACCACUAUAUCAAUGAAGUGCUUUUUCUACAGGAGCAAACAGAAUGUGUACAAGAGGGAGUUACCAUGGAAACGGCUUAUUCUCUUGGUAACCAGACUGGAGUUUUGGAUUUUUUUUUCCAGAAGCCUUCUGGAUUUCUCUCUUUACUGGAUGAAGAAAGUCAAAUGAUUUGGUCAAUGGAACCAAGUCUUCCCAAAAAGCUACACAGUCUUCUAGAAUCCUCAAACACAAAUGCAGUUUACUCCCCCAUGAAGGAUGGGAACGGGAACCUUGCCCUCAAAGACCAAGGCACAGCUUUCACCGUUAUGCACUACGCAGGACGGGUAAUGUAUGAAAUUGUUGGAGCAAUUGAAAAAAAUAAAGACUCCCUUUCACAGAAUCUUCUAUUUGUAAUGAAAACUAGUGAAAAUGUCAUGAUCAAUCAUUUGUUCCAGUCGAAACUGUCACCAACAGGAGCCCUCGUACCCUCCUCUCCUUCUUUUAAAUUCAGAGGACAUAAAUCUGCCUGGCUCAGUAAGAAAAUGACGCCUACUUCAAUGAUUGGAGAAAACAGGAAUUAUCUAGAACUUAGUAAGUUAUUAAAAAAGAAAGGAAAUUCUACAUUUCUUCAAAGACUAGAACGGGGAGGCCCGGCCACCAUUGCAUCGCAACUCAGGAAAACUCUGAUGGAUAUCACUGGAAAACUUCAGAAGUGCACUCCACACUUUAUUCAUUGCAUCAAGCCCAAUAACUCGAGGCUGCCAGAUACUUUUGAUAAUUUUUACGUGUCUGCUCAGCUGCAAUACAUUGGGGUCCUGGAGAUGGUGAAGAUCAUCAGACACGGAUACCCUGUCCGCCUUUCCUUCUCGGAGUUCCUGUCAAGGUAUAAGCCCUUGGCCGAGACCCUCCCGGACGACAAGAGGAUGCUGCCGGCCGAGGAGAGAUGCCGGCUGGCUCUGCAGCAGUGCCCGUUACCAGGCUGGCAGAUUGGUGUUCGAAAAGUAUUUCUGAAACACUGGCAUGCCAACCAGCUAAAUGAUUUGUGCCUACAGCUGCAGAGAAAAAUUAUCACCUGCCAAAAAGUUAUCAGAGGAUUUUUAGCACGCCAGCACUUGCAUCGGAAAAGGAGCAUUAGGCAGCAAGAGGUCACAUCCAUCAACAGCUUCCUGCAGAUUACAGAGGACCUGGGGCUUAAGACCUAUGACGCCCUGGUCGUUCAGAAUGCCUCGGACAUUGCCCGUGAGAAUGACCGGCUCCGGAACGUAAUGAACGCUACUUUCCACAAAGAGAAGUUGGAGGCCAGGAACAAGCAAGAGGAAGGAACCAAAAGAGCUGAAGACAAGGGUGGACCCAGGCGCCUCCACUGCAGCUUCGUCCCAGUGCCCAUGGCGGUAGACAGCCUGGUCCAGUCCCAGGCUGGCCCAUCCACCCCGUCUCCUCCUCUGCACUCGGUGCUCAGCCUGGAUGACAGCAGCGGCCUCCCAUCACCACGGAAACAGCCUCCACCCAAGCCAAAGAGGGACCCCACCACGCGGCUGAGCGCCUCCUAUGAGGCCGUGAGCGCCUGCCUGUGGGCUGUCACCAAGGACUCCUCCAAUGAAGAUGGUCUCUCCACCCAGUUUGUGCAGCCUGGCAGCUUCAGGGUAGCUGGACUUCUUACGUGGACAAUCAAUGUGUCCCCAGUGCCUGCUCCAGGAAAGAGAACGCCGGGCGGUCACUCUCUUACCUUUGACGAGCAGCCUUGGAAGCCACACAGCAUCACUUCCACCACUGCCACCAGACAGUCUCAAAGGCACAUCCAGGUUGAGGAAGGAUUUAGUCCUGGUGCCCGGAAGUUAUUUUCCAUGGCCAUUAGGUCCGUGCUACGGAAUCUUGGCUCACCUUUGAUUAUUAUUUCGUCGUCCACAAGAGGUGACAUGUUUGGGGCUGGUCGUUUUCUCAGCCUGAUUCCUGCUCAUAAAAUUUUGAAGCACCAGAGCCUCUUAUUUUGUAUUGAUCAUACCUCUUUCAACGCAGCUGAUACAAUUCUUUUAAAAGCUUUGCCCCUCCCCUCGGAGGACGGCGACGCCGGCGGGCCCUGCCGGGACGCGUGCGACAUCCCCGCGCCCUUCCCCGACCUGCUGCCGCACCGGCCCCCCCUCCUCGUGUUCCCGCCGACGCCGGUCACCUGCUCCCCGGCGUCCGACGAGUCGCCCUUGACUCCCCUGGAGGUGAAGAGGCUGCCGGUCCUGGAGACCAGCCUCAGGUACCCCGUGCAGCCCGAGGGCGCCGGCCCCCCGUCCCCGCAGCACCCCAAAGCCCCAGAGGGCGACGGCGACCGGCCCGCGUUCGCCGGGCCGCACGGAGCCUCCCGUCCCCCCACGCCCGCCGCCGCCGCCCCCCGGCCGCCCGCGCACUUCACCUCCGCGCCCGAGCCCGGCGCGGGGAGGCCGGCGGAGCCGCCCCGGGGCCCCCCGAGGCCCACCUCGGCCCCCGCGGGCGCGCCCUGCAGCCCCGGCCCCAGGAGCCCGCACCCCGCCGGGAAGGCGGCCCGGGCCGAGCCCCGGAAGGCCGCCCCCGGCGCCCCCUCUCCGGCCGCCUACAGCCCCCCGAACUGCAGGCCUGUGGGCAGCCCCCUGGACGAGCUGGCCAGCCUCUUCAGCUCGGGAAGGAGCGUGCUCCGGAGGUCGGCGGCGGGCCGGAGGAUCCGCGAAGCCGAAGGUUUUGAAACUAACAUGAACCUUACUAGCCGAGAUGAUCUUGGUACAUCAGAAAUUGCAUCAGAGACCCAAGAUAGAAAUGCAAAUAACCAUGGGAUUCAAUUAUCUAAUUCACUCUCCAGCGCGAUCACUGCUGAAAAUGGAAAUUCCGUCGCAAACGGUUUACCUGAAGACGAUGGAUUAUCCAGGUUGUCUGGGAGUGGGACCUCCUCCCUUCAGAGACAUAGAGAGAGUCACACCACUCAGGUAAUCCAUCAGCUGAGGCUGUCCGAGAAUGAGAGCGUGGCCCUUCGGGAGCUCCUGGACUGGAGGCGGAAGCUCUGCGAGGAGAGAGGAGACUGGCCACAGAUCCUACGCCAUGCGGAGCCCAGGGCACCUCCGCCACCUCCGUGCAAGAAGCCCACACUCCUGAAGAAGCCCGAGGGGGCCUCCUGCGGCAGGCCGCCCCCCAAGUUCUGGGACACUACCCUGUGA
This is a messenger RNA of Lipotes vexillifer (Yangtze River dolphin), 5652 nucleotides long. RefSeq names its product myosin XVI (gene MYO16). The record is from RefSeq and is a predicted model, not a curated record. Gene Ontology annotation, biological process: phosphatidylinositol 3-kinase/protein kinase B signal transduction; neuron projection morphogenesis; negative regulation of G1/S transition of mitotic cell cycle. Lineage: Eukaryota; Metazoa; Chordata; Mammalia; Artiodactyla; Lipotidae. Bases 94 to 5652 code for a protein of 1852 amino acids. Gene Ontology annotation, cellular component: perinuclear region of cytoplasm; nucleoplasm; myosin complex. The transcript is spliced from 38 exons. Gene Ontology annotation, molecular function: ATP binding; protein phosphatase binding; cytoskeletal motor activity.